UUUCCCCCGUCAGGAACCAGCUGUGAGCGAGCCGAACGCGAGAGCAUCAUCACGCUAGCGGGAGCGGGAGGGGGAUGCUGUUCUUCCUCUGUGGAUAUCGCAGUCUCUGACGCCCUGGGAUGAAGGAUUACAACAGCAUUGCACAAACAGCACACCCUCGUCUUUACCAAAUUGUCGAAAACCUAAACGUGGAGAUAGAGCACGAGCUGGGGGCAAACUUGGACUGUUUAUUGUUUGUGCUGUGUUGUCCCGAGCUUCGAACCAUUCUGUUACCAGUGGAAGUGGAAACGGAUUACUGCAUGAUCUUCUAUCACCAUAGUGGUGAUAAAGUAUGGUAGAAGCAUUUCAGACCUAUCCUGAAAGUAUGUCAUCAGUGGCUUUGUUUGGGCUAGUAAGAACGAUAUUAGCCUUUCCUCGAUAAUAUUAUGGUUAUAAAUGAUUGCAGCCUUUCUAUUGUGUACGGUAGAAAGAGAUGUCAUCUGCCACAAUUUGCAGGCGCGUGCACACGACUGUUUCGUGUUUAGUCAUCCCGUAGUCGACUUUUAACAGCGCUGGCUAGACAAUUGGACAUUGUUAAAGAGUGCACCAUCUAAAGGCAUGAUUAGUUCACCCCGCCAACUGUUUAUUUACCACCUAAAACGAGACAUUUUAUUAUAAUCAAACCACGUAGUAGUAAGGAGGCCACCUCCUAAGAAAAACGCCACAAUUCCACAAUGGGCAGGGAUGGAGGAAUUAUGCAUCUAUGCACUUUAACAAAGUUUUUAAUUACUGGACCCCACAAUGUCAGAAGAUGUUUAGUGGCAUUCCUUAUGUUUUACUUGGUGCUCUUCACGGAAGCCUCGACGUCGAAGACGUGUGACAAAAACUGCUUCUCUGGGAAAUGUGUCAAUGGUACCUGCGUCUGUGACCAAGGCUGGGUCGGAGACCAAUGUCAACAUUGUCAGGGAAGAUUCAAGCUAACAGAACCGUCAGGUUUGAUCACAGAUGGACCAAUCAACUACAAGUAUAAGACCAAGUGCACCUGGCUGAUCGAGGGCUACCCCAACGGCGUCCUCAGGCUGCGCUUCAACCACUUUGCCACGGAGUGCAGCUGGGACCACAUGUACGUGUACGGGGACUCCAUCUACGCUCCCCUCAUCGCUGUGUUUAGUGGUCUGGUGGUCCCGGAGAGAAGAGGGAACGAGACCGUUCCUGAGGUGGUGGCUACAUCCGGCUUCGCACUGCUGUACUUCUUCAGUGACGCCGCCUACAACCUGACUGGCUUCAACAUGCAGUACUCGAUCAACUCGUGUCCCAACAACUGUUCGGGCCACGGCAAGUGCAGCGUGGCCAACUCCAUCUCCAGCCGCGUGUACUGCGAGUGUGACAAGUACUGGAAGGGAGGAGCCUGUGACAUGCCCUACUGCCGUGACAACUGCGGCAGCCCCGACCACGGCUACUGCGAACUCACGGGAGAGAAGCUGUGUGUCUGCAACGAUAGCUGGCAAGGUCCAGACUGCUCCUUGUCGGUGCCGUCCACAGAGUCCUACUGGGUCCUGCCCAACGUCAAGCCCUCGUCAGGGCAGUCCCUGGGGAGAGCGUCUCACAAGGCCCUGGUCCACGGCAGGCUGAUGUGGGUGGUGGGGGGCUACGCCUUCAACUACACGGCCUUCCACACUCUGCUCAAUUAUAACCUGGAGAGCACCACCUGGGAUGUGGUUCCUGUCAGUGGUGGACCCCUGCAGAGAUACGGCCACUCACUGGUCCUACUCCAGAGGAGCCUGCCUGUCUUCAGGUCCAUACUUCUGAGACAGUCGUGUGACGAGUGGUCCGUCCUCCCCAGACCAGACCUUCACCGGGAUGUGAACCGUUUCGGACACUCUGCCGUCAUCAGCAACGGUUCCAUGUUUGUGUUUGGCGGGUUUUCCGGCGUGCUGCUGAACGAUGUGCUGGCCUACACCCCCGCCUCCUGCCACGCCUUCUACGACUCGCACCGCUGUGCCGGCGCCGGGCCCGGGCUGCGCUGCGUCUGGGCCAAGGGGCGCUGUGGCCCCUGGAACAGCCGCCUCGCCAACGGGACCCUGCCUGCCCCGCUGUGUCCACCCCGCUCCAACAGCACGGACGAGCGGUGUUUCCGGUUCUCAGACUGCGUGAGCUGCACGGCCAACACUCACGGCUGCCAGUGGUGCGAGGACAAGAAGUGCAUCUCUGCCUCCAGCAACUGCACCGUGGUACGCCUGGAGCUAGCCCAGAACCACAGGGGUCCUCUCUCGCUCCCUCCCCCCUCCAUGCUGUCUGAACACCAGCUCUCUGUGUGGAAGCAGGGGGGGCGCAGAAUAGGACAGUCUGUGAGUAACUACACCAGGUGCCAAGUGAGGGAGGAACAGGUGUGUGCUAAACUGGCCAAUUGCAGGAGCUGCUCCCUCAACCUCAACUGUCAAUGGGAGGUCCAGCACCUGGAGUGUCACGCCUUACCUGCCCAGCUUUGUGGGGAAGGCUGGCACCAUGUUGGGGAGGCCUGCCUGAGGAUCAACUCCAGCAGGGAGAGUUAUGACAACGCUCAGCACUACUGCAAGAACCUGGAUGGGAACAUCGCCUCUCUCACCACAGAGAAGCAGGUGGACUUUGUCCUGGAGGAGCUAGCUAAGCACCAGCUACAAAACAAGAAGUUGGCACCGUGGGUGGGUCUGAGGAAGAUCAACAUCUCGUACUGGGGCUGGGAGGACUCCUCCCCCUUCACCAACAACAACCUGCGCUGGCUGGAGGGCGAGCCCAGCGACUCGGGGUUCUGUGCCUACCUGGAGCGGGCGCCGGCCGCAGGCCUCAAGGCCAACCCCUGCACCGCUACCACCGACGGACUCAUCUGUGAGAAACCAGUCGUGAGCCCCAACCAGAGUGCUCGCCCCUGUCGGAUCCCGUGCGCGCUGCGCACCAGCUGUGCCAACUGCACCAGCCAGGCCAUGGAGUGCAUGUGGUGCAGCAGCACCCAGCGCUGCGUGGACUCCAACGCCUACGUCAUCUCCUUCCCCUUCGGACAGUGUCUGGAGUGGCAGACCGGCGACUGUCUGGCUCAGAACUGUUCCGGCCUGAGGACAUGUGGUCAGUGUUUGGAGCAGGUUGAGUGUGGGUGGUGCGGGGACCCUUCGAACACAGGCAGAGGCGUGUGUAACGAGGGCUCCUUCAGGGGCCCCAUGAAGACCCCCCCCAGGCCCGGCAGGGAGAGGGACUGGGCCUGGGGGAGGCACAUGGCCCUGGAGCCCGCCAUGUGCCCGUCAGAAAAAGGCUUCGACUGGGCCUACGUCCACUGCCCUGCCUGCCAGUGCAACGGCCACAGCACCUGCGUGAACGGCAGCGUCUGCGAGCAGUGUCGCAACCUCACCAGCGGACCACAGUGCCAGACCUGCAUGCCCGGUUUCUAUGGAGACCCCACCAACGGCGGAAAGUGCCACGCCUGCAAGUGCAACGGCCAUGCCAACCUGUGCCAGGUGACCACAGGAAAAUGCUUCUGUACCACCAAGGGGGUGAAGGGAGACCAGUGCCAACUGUGUGACUCCGAGAACCGUUACCUUGGCAACCCUCUCAGAGGAACGUGCUACUAUAACCUGCUGAUAGACUACCAGUUCACCUUCAGCCUGCUCCAAGAGGAUGAUCACCACUACACAUCCAUCAACUUCAUGGCCUCGCCUGAACAGAGCAACAAGAAUCUUGAUAUGUCCAUCAAUGCAUCCAACAACUUCAACCUCAACAUCUCCUGGUCCAUCGGCUCAACAGCUGGCACAAUCUCAGGUGAAGAGGUGCACAUUGUGUCCAGGACCAACAUUAAGGAACACAGAGACAGUUUCUCCUGUGAGAAAUUCAACUUCCGCCUCAACCCCAACACCACCUUCUAUGUCUAUAUCAGCAACUUCACCUGGCCAAUCAAGAUCCAGAUUGCCUUCUCCCAGCACAACAGCAUCAUGGACCUGGUCCAGUUCUUCGUCACAUUCUUCAGCUGUUUCCUGUCCCUGCUGCUGGUGGCAGCGGUGGUGUGGAAGAUCAAACAGACCUGCUGGGCCUCGCGCAGGAGAGAGGCUGUAAACACUGUCUCCGUGCCAACCGUCGCCCUGGCCAGCGGGGAGGAGGCACGGACGGAGAGACAGUCAUGCCCAAGCCCAUCCGCCGUGGAGCCCUGCUGGGGAAGCAAAGCUGGCGUUCUGACCGUCCUCUUGUGUUUACCCAGAGUUCCAUCGGGUAUACCGCCUCCAGGACAAUCUGGCAUAGCUAUAGCCAGCGCUCUGGUGGACACCUCGCAGCAGAGACCAGGAGACAUCAAAGACAGGCACCUGGGCCUCAAGAUCCGCAAACCACACACGGUGCAUCACCAGGGACCUGCGUUUAAACCCGCCUGACCGCAACCGCAACCACGCCACGCCUGUCAGACCCAAUUCUGAGGUCGCUUCUCUACGCGAACGCUCUCUGAACUCUUGUGUAGAUAACUUCCAGAAGCUUCUUAUCCGUCAUUUGUGGAAUUGGUUGAGGUGCGGUUUAAGUGACCUGUGCCUCUUCACCUCAUGCCGGGGGUGGAGUUCAUCUCAGAGAGACAUUUCUCUGAUAGGCCUGAAAUCAGACAAGUCCCGCUCAGGUUGACGAGGCUUUGUCGUCAUUGGUCCCUCCGGUCCCAGAGUAGAACCACUCCACAGGAAACGCAGGAGCAGAUUUCCAGAAGUCUCUGGGAAGGUGCAGCAUGGACUUCAGUGUGUACAGUAGCAUCCUGGACUGAGAAGAAGUGGACGGCUUACCUCCCCGUUUCAUAUCAGAUACAUUAAGAAUACAAAAUGGCUCCUCUGUUUUUGUUUUUUUAUGUGGCUUGGACAACUAAAUGCCUGUGAUCCUCCUCGCCCCAUACACUGAGCUGUAUAAGCCUUGCAGUUCUAACAAGUUCUGCUCAGGAUUCUGUAGGAAAAGGGUACUAUGUUCUAAAGCUGGGUUCCAUAUUCAUGUCUGUGUGCGCUGAUAGAAAUACAAAACAGGAAUAUAACUGCUACAUCAAUGUUUUUAACUUCAGGUAUUUGUAAUACCAAUAUAAAGCUGUUUCAUACCAGCAACAUAUCCGCGUCAUAUCACCAGAUCUGUCACCAGAUCUGUGAAGAUGUUUUAACAUAUGCUUAGUUUUUUCUGCAAAAAACUGUGUCAGUAAACAUAUCAUUGCGCAUGUGUUUAUUUAAGAUUCAUGAAUUUAUUUACAAUUUCAAUUGCAUUUUGUAUACUGUUUUAUUUUGCUGUUGUGUGUUGUAAAACUGUAAUAUUGACAAGGGCAUAUAGGUUCAAAACUACACCUAACUUCUGUAGCUUUACAAACUCCCACUUCUUUCUGUGCAGUGUUUAUUAAGCCAACACCAGAUCCUCCAUCUCACCUGUACAAUAUGUGCACUGUAUCACUCAAAGGGUUAUUGCUAUUUUGUUUUUACCGUUGCAAAAAAUGUUGAAUGUUUGUUUACAUGUUUAGAUGAGUAGGCGUCCUUUGUUAAAAUGUUUGUUCUAAGCAUUCUACAGUAUAUGUUCAUAAUAAUUUAGUUCUUUCCUGGCAUGGGUGUGGAUGUAUAAAUGCCACACUUUAACUUGUGAAUACAGUCAGAAAUGUAUAAAUGUAAAGUAAACGAAUGAAUUCCAUGUAAUGUAUUUUACACAGAUUUGUUGAACUUUGUAUUACAGAAGGGCAGCUCACAACUGUUAUGUGCAUAUGAGCACAAAUAUGCAAAGUUAUUAAACAUUUUGAUGCUUCUUCAUA
Molecule: messenger RNA, 5746 nt
Organism: Osmerus eperlanus (European smelt)
Lineage: Eukaryota; Metazoa; Chordata; Actinopteri; Osmeriformes; Osmeridae
Gene: atrnl1a
Product: attractin-like 1a
Cellular component (GO): Golgi apparatus
Molecular function (GO): protein binding
Source: RefSeq, a predicted model, not a curated record